AUGCUCAGUGCUACUUAUUUACAAUUGUCACUUGCGUACAAGGCUAGUAAUGAGUGGAGAAAAGCAGUCCAAUGCGUGGCGAAAGCAAUUGAAAUAGCACGUCUUAGAAAUGAUCUGGAUCAAGAAGAAAUUCGUAGGCUUGAGGCGGAUCUCGAUUUGACCAAGAAACGAGCCCACGAUGACGAACCGUUAUUCGCAGUAACCAAAAUAGAACAGAAUCCGAGAGAAAGUUCCAGUGAAUUUCUGCGUCGAACAAUGUUUGAAAUUCACAACGGCAAUUCUGAACUUCCUCGUGCACCUGACAAACAAACAGAAACCGAAGUGAACGACGAAAUUCUUAAGAUUGUACUAGUAAGCUUGGAGAAGCAUCUCAACGAAAACGUGCUCCGUUAUUUGAAAAUUGGAGUGCCGGAAAUAGUUUUCAUGGCUGAAGGCUUCAAACGGGCACAACUGAAGUCUAGUCCAGUUUCUGUAUCGAUUAUUGAAGCGGCUUUAACUAUGAUUGCCGAUGGUCUAAAUGGUGAUGACGAGAAAUAUGCAUCACUGAAACAAUCACCUUUCUGUCUUUCCUACUCCGAUGACAGCCAUGUAUUCGGACAAGGUGUGCGAUUAUUUCGUGUGACAGCAAGGGAAGGAAUCAAUUUGAAUAACAACUAACUUGUAGAUUUGUUAUCAUAAAUUGAAAAUUGUCGAUUCUUUUUUAAGUCUAUUUCUUGAAUGCGAUUUCUGUUGUGUCUGUGCUUUGCUUCAGUAUAAUAUUUAUUUCACAAGUGGCAGUCUCCUCUAAUCUUUGUACCAAAUGCUAGAUGAUGAGGCAGUGAAAAGUUGCAAGAAAAUAUCAAUAAGAAAUUUAACACUUCUGUGCAAUUUUUCCAUCAGAAAGCUGCGUGAUAUGCCGUUCUGAAUCAAAUUUGGAAUGUAGAACGUGAUCUCGUGGAAACUUAAGUUGAACAAAACACAUGAUCAUCUUAUGUGUGAAAGUACAAACAUUUGUAUUUCAUAGGUGACUAAUUGAUUAUGAGCAAGUCUAAGCGAUUGUGACACAGGUACCUCAAAAUAUAUAUUGCAACGCCAUUUUUGUUUGAACCAAGAUUAUUCAGCCCAUCCAUACAGCUAAGACGAUACAUGAGUUUUGACAAGUUUCAGAUUUGUUUGAUGUUCGAGGAGAUAACUACUAUUACAAUUGAAUAGAACAUGCGAACAAUCAUCAAUGUACAGUUCAAAUAAAAGCAUUCAUAUUCGCUGAUGCCGUCAUUUUGUACUGUGUUCUCAUUAUGCCAAUCAUUUUUCAGAAUUUUUCGAUCAUUCCUUGAUUAAUGUUUCAACUUAGCAAUGAGAAUGGACGAGAAUUGCUAUUGGUGUUCUUUAACAAUAUAAUUUGCUCGAUAUAUUUGACUGUAUUUUCUUCGAUUUCAAUUUCGAGGUAUUUGAUGCGAUGACGGAGGUUGAUAAGAAACUGAAUGUCUUCGUGCGUGUCCUUUUGCACACCACUAAUGACAAGUAACGCGACGCAAACGUCGCUAAUCCUCUACUGAAAGGAUGUGAUUUCCUUGAACAUAUGGUACUCAUGGAGAAGAAGAUCACAAAACUAAUGUGCUGCUAUGCAUCUAUAAAAAGAUAAAUAGUUCUCGUCACCAUAGCUCGCUUGCUAAUUGAUUGGGUUUGACUUAACCAUCGUGGGGUGUGUCUGAGUAUGGAUGAAGUGAAGACACACGCUCACACCCCAUACCCCCACCCCACACCCCACACACACACGCCCCACACCCACACACAUCCACACCCCACGAUGGUUAAAUCAAAUCCAAUCAAUUAGCAAGCGGGUCAUGGUGACGAGAACUAUUUAUCUUUUUAUAGAUGCAUAGCAGCACAUUAGUUCUGUAAUCUUCUUCUUCGUGAGUACCAUAUGUUCAAGGAAAUCACAUCCUUUCAGUAGAGGGUUAGCGACGCUUGCGUCGCGUUACUUGUCUAUUACAAGAAUUAACAACCUGAUAAAAACUAUAGGGUGUCCAGUAAGUCAUGAAACAGACCCACUAAAAAUUCAAUAUCUCCAUUAUAGCUCGACCAAACGAGCUCAUUUUUUUUACCAAGGAUAGGGGCAUGUUCACAUUCAAAAUUCAUAUGGGCAAGUUGCCUCAAAUAGCAAAUUAAAACUAAGAAACAAACAUUAUAAAUGCUUUUCAUGCAAGAAAGAUUUGAAUUAUUACCAUGUUUUUGAUUAUAUCAUUUCUAUUUUCCAUAAUCAAAAAAAUAUAAUCAUUAUAGUAAAAACAACAUUUGAUUAGGCAUACAACGAAGAAGUGAAAGAAAAUGUAGGGAAUAAGUCAUACUUAUAAUAAUAAUCAAGGAUGUUUACAUUUGACAAUGAAUUUCUGUAAGGUCUAUAAAACGAAAAUGACGUUCGAUUCAAGCAUUUUUUGCUGAAAUCGAAUAAAUUUGUCAAAGCACUCUCGAAUAAAAAUGGGAUGCAUCAAUAUUUGAUUUCCAAAACAUAAGAGCCAUGCCAACAACUUUCACCUAGCAGCUCUAAUAUGAACUACAAAUAGUCUAUUGCAAUUAUUUCCAUAGAAAAUGUCAAAAUAUUACUCAAAAGUUUACAAAAGAUCCUCUUCAGUUACCUCCUACCAAUUUUAAUGAUUUUUUUUGCCUAAAGAUACUACAUAGUGUUCUAAUAAAGACGCUCCAAGGAUUUGACUGAAUCGUGGAUUUUUUUUCUAGAGGUCUCAUGUUUUCGAAUUUUGAUCUGAAACGUCGUACAUAUAGAGAACUCAACUAGACUACCUUCUAUAGAAAAAUUCAGAAGUUUUGAACAAAAUCUCUUAGAGAUCUGAAGAUCUCGACUCCUUUUCAUGUUGGGUAUAUACAACAUGCAUUUUUUUGAAAUCUUCAUAUAUCGAAGAGACUUUG
Messenger RNA from Rotaria sordida, 2904 nucleotides. The record is from the annotation of a GenBank genome assembly. NCBI's taxonomy places the organism in Eukaryota, Metazoa, Rotifera, Eurotatoria, Philodinida, Philodinidae.